Molecule: messenger RNA, 1544 nt
Organism: Pseudovirgaria hyperparasitica
Lineage: Eukaryota; Fungi; Ascomycota; Dothideomycetes; Acrospermales; Acrospermaceae
Exons: 2
Coding region: 237-1544 (435 amino acids)
Source: RefSeq, a predicted model, not a curated record
UGUUAAUCGGCAAUCGGCAAUCGAUACGCUGAUCCGCUAGUCGGGGCAUUCUAGAAUGCGUGUUUGUUUAGAUUCGUUUUUGGGGCGUGUUGUUCACUCCGUGCCGCAGGGAUCCGUCUUCUACGCCGUAAUAUUCCUUAUUGACGUCUUUCUUUUCCUGCUCCUCUUCUUCUUCUUCUCUUCGUCUCUUCUUCUCUCCGGCAAAACAAGAGCAACGACAAGAAAAAACUACCACAAUGCGCAUACCAACCCCGACCCAUACACUCGCCAUCCUCGGCACCAUCAGCCUCACCGCCCACGCAUCAUCCGCUUCCCCAAACACCACCACAACCACAACCACAAGCACAAACAACACAAACACACCAAUGACCUGCCAAGAAAUCCUCAUUCCCGUCUCCGCAACUGCAGACAACAUCCUCCUCCCGGACGGUCUAGACUGGCGCACUGCUACUGACGCGGUGUUGCAGGGUAAUGUGACGGGAUCGACGAUGGCGAGGACGAGGGUAGGGGGUGAGUACGUGAUUGCGGGGCGGUACUGUGAGCCUGUGGGUGUUGUGGAUGAAGGGGAUGGGGAUGCGCAGCAGAGGAAGAAGAGGGCGGAGACAUUGCAGGUCCUUGUGCACGGGGCGACGUAUACGAAGGACUACUGGUCCGGCCUCGCACCACCACUCAACCCAAACACCCCCUUCGCCCAGGCCAAAUACUCCUACAUCCACGCCGCCGCCCACGCAGCCUUCCCCACCCUCUCCCUCGACCGCCUCUGCAACGGCGCCUCAACCCACGCAAACGCCCUCCUCGAAUGCCAAAUCCCGCUCCAAGCCGCGACAAUCGCCCAGAUCCUCGCCUCUGCGCGCCGCGGCACCCUGCCCAUUUCCGCUGCCCAAAGUCCAAAUUCAAACCAAGCCCAACCACACCACCGCCGUCAGACCCAGACCCAAACCCGCACCUUCACCUCCCUAAUCCUAACCUGCCACUCCCUCGGCAGUCUCAUCUGCAACGCCCUCUCCGCCACCUACCCCUCCGCCGCCGACGCCCUCGUCCUAACAGGCUACACGCCCUUCCUCGCCGCCGGCCUGUCCGGCAUCGCCACACACCCGCUCUUUCUCCCUGCUCCGGACAAACCCCUCGGCUACCUCUCUGCCACCCGCGAGGCCGGGGCAGAAUACCUCUUCUACGCGACAUCCUACGACCGUGUGGUCUCGCACUACGAUUUCACGCAUCGAGGCAGCGUGACGGUGGGGGAGAUUGCGAGUGUGGGGUUGGGGCAGGUUGAUGCGGGGGGGUUCCGGGGCGCGGUGUUGGUGUUGAAUGGGGAUGAGGAUGCGGUUUUCUGUCAGCGGGUGGGUGUUGUUGGGCCGGUUUUUAUGGCGAGGGGUGAGUGUGAAAAAGGGGGGUUUUCGGAGGCGGUGCGGGGGUUGUAUGGUGGGGCGAGGGCGUUUGCGGUUGUGAAUUUGGGGGGGACCGGGCAUUGUGUUAAUAAUCACUACACGGCGGAGGAGGCGUUUGCGAGGGUGAAUGGGUGGUUGGGGGAGGUUGGGUUUUGA